This is a messenger RNA of Alternaria ethzedia, 2541 nucleotides long. RefSeq lists its product as uncharacterized. The transcript is spliced from 2 exons. Gene Ontology annotation, molecular function: cysteine-type deubiquitinase activity; cysteine-type endopeptidase activity. Bases 1 to 2541 code for a protein of 846 amino acids. NCBI's taxonomy places the organism in Eukaryota, Fungi, Ascomycota, Dothideomycetes, Pleosporales, Pleosporaceae. Gene Ontology annotation, biological process: protein deubiquitination. Gene Ontology annotation, cellular component: cytosol; nucleus. The record is from RefSeq and is a predicted model, not a curated record.
AUGCCCGGCCCGUACCUGCCUGGCAGCAGAAGGCACGAGCAGCAGUACUACCACCACGCGAUGCCGCCCCAGACACACUCGCCCGUCCACCACAAUCCCUAUGCCGCGCCCUACCACCACCAGCAACACCACCACCAGCAACAUCACCACCAGCACCACCAGCACCACCAGCAGGCACCGCACCAUGGCCCUCUCCACGCCUAUGCCCAGCAGCCGCCGCCGUGGUACUCUUACCAGCAGCCGCCGCUCCAGUACGCCAUGCCUCCGCGCCCGUUCCAGCCUCAACCCCAUGCCUCGCCCGUCGUCGUCUCUUCGCAGCUGCACACGCUUCCCCCGCGCAUGCCCACGCCGGCGCCGCACUCGCCCGCUGCCAUGACUGUCGACGCCCCGCCGCCCUCGCCCCAUUCCGUCACAUUCAGGCCUUUCUACCCGCCUCUGCCCUGGCUGUCCGCCCCCGACUCCGUCUUCCCGCCACGCGCGACACCCCGCCGGCGAAGGCGCAGGGCUCCCGUUCACAUCGAGGACCAGGCUCUGGCCCUACCCUCGCGUGACGCCACGUACCUCGACCAAGGCACCCACGGCCAGCUGACCCCGUCCGAGGAGCCCGACGACUCGCAGGCUUCUACCAUACCGGCACCCUCUGACGCUGAUGUCGAUACUCCGUCCACCUCACACCCGCCUUCGGAAGUCGAUCUGGCGCAAUCUGCCCCGCCGUCUGCUGCAACACCAUUGCCCGUACAAUCGCCAGCCCAGCCUUCAGCCACUGUCAAGCAACACGCCCGCAACCCCACGAUCCCAGCCGUGCCCCGCGUUCCUGUCAAACCAAUACAGGCUCCCAGUGCACCUUCGAUGACGCAACAGUCGGUUAAAUCGCCCGCCGGCACUCAUCAGGAACACACCCAGAAUGGAGACACUACAGCAACAACACCCCACACAGGCCCAAACUCCGAAGAGACUCCAAAGGCAUCUCCGCCUCGGCCGGCAGCACCAAAAUCCUGGGCAGAGCUGUUGAGGGCAAAGAACACUCCCGCCGUCGCGCAGCCAGCUCCCUCUCCCAACAAUACCUUGGCUAUUUCCAACGGCCCUGUAGUACCUAGCAACACCACGCUUGCACACGUUCUGGCGUCUUUCUCAGUUGACGCCGAGACAAAGGCUUCCUUUAUCGAGCCUCGAGGGCUUGUAAACACGGGCAACUUGUGCUACAUGAACUCGAUUCUCCAAGUACUACUGUUCUGCGUUCCCUUUUACGACUUCCUUGAUCAGGUGGCAAAGCGCGCUGCGCACAGCUUCAAGUCCGAAACUCCUCUCGUGGAUGCCAUGAUCAUGUUCCUGCGCGACUUCCGACUCAUCGACUCUGCCGACACCGUCGACCAACUCCGUCUUCGGCUAAAAGGCAACGAGCUCGAGCAGUACGGCGACCCGCUCACACCAGAGUACGUAUACGACGUCAUAAAGCGUCUACCUCGAUUCGACAAUAUGAAGAGGGGUCAGCAAGAAGACGCCGAGGAGUUUCUGGGCUUCUUGCUUGCUGGACUGCACGACGAGUGCGUCCACAUCAUCAAGAGUGGCAAGCAGAGCCAGUCCGCAGACGCCGUCGCAUCCCCCGGGACCGCACGAUCAGGCUCCAUUGAUGGUGGUUGGGAAGAGGUUGGGCACAAGCAAAAAACUUCUAUUACACAAAAUUCUGGGGCGAUUGAUGUUGAAAGUCCCAUCACCAAGAUCUUCGGUGGCAAGCUGCGGUCGGAAUACAAGAGGCCAGGCGAGAAGGCCUCGGUCACACUUGAGCCGUACCAACCCCUCCAGCUCGAUAUCGGUGAGCCCAACACUAACAACAUCUCUGAUGCUCUCAAGAAUCUUACGCGUCUCGAGACGUUGGAUGGUGCGGCUCGGGGUUCCAAAGCUUCCACCAAACAAGUGCAUAUUGAGACCCUCCCACCAGUCCUCAUUCUUCACCUGAAGCGUUUUCACUACGACGAAAAGGGACCACAAAAGAUUUGGAAGAAGAUUGGGUACCCCUUGGAGUUGGAGCUACCGAAAGAGGUUUUUCCCCCGCAUAAACGAAGCAGCUACCACAUCCAAGGAUGCUUCCCGCGUUAUCGCCUCAUUGGGGUCGUGUACCACCACGGUAAGAACGCAAGUGGUGGCCACUACACCGUCGACCUCCGGCGCCAGGAGGGCAAGGAAUGGAUCCGAAUGGACGAUACCAUCAUCCGCCGCAUCCGCGCCGAGGAUGUCGCUGAAGGCGGCGCUGAAGAGGAUCCCAAGGUCCUCGCGGCCGGACUCGAGCAACACCAGAGCGAUAUGGGGAUGAGCAAGAACUACUUUGCCCGGAUUGACCUGGAUGAGCAAGGGACGGACAAAGGAGGCUGGAACCAAGUCAGUGGAGCCGAGAAGCAAAAGGAUAGCAUCAAGAAAUGGACUGGUGCUGUCAAUGGCACGACAACCCCCAUCUCACCGGGCAAGAGGACGCCACUGCCCAGCGAGAAUGUGCGCGACAACAAGGUGGCCUACAUCCUGUUCUAUCAGCGCAUGGAGAAUUGA